Penicillium macrosclerotiorum is the source of this 849-nucleotide messenger RNA. RefSeq lists its product as uncharacterized. Gene Ontology annotation, biological process: endoplasmic reticulum membrane organization. Bases 1 to 849 code for a protein of 282 amino acids. Gene Ontology annotation, cellular component: plasma membrane; endoplasmic reticulum membrane. Lineage: Eukaryota; Fungi; Ascomycota; Eurotiomycetes; Eurotiales; Aspergillaceae. The transcript has 7 exons. The record is from RefSeq and is a predicted model, not a curated record. Gene Ontology annotation, molecular function: FFAT motif binding.
AUGUCUGUUGAGAUCGAUCCCCCGGAGUUAGGCUUCAAGCGGCCUUUCAACCAAGAAGUUUGUCAGAUCUUGCAUCUGCGCAAUACCAACCAGGAGCCUGUGGUUUUCAAGGUUAAAACCACCGCCCCGAAGCAUUACUGUGUCCGUCCUAACUCCGGCCGGAUUGAACCCGGCAAAACCGUCGAUGUCCAAGUCCUACUCCAGGCCAUGAAAGAGGAGCCAGCUGCGGAUGCGAAGUGCAAAGACAAGUUCUUGGUCCAGUCCGUCGCAGUCACUCGUGACAUGGAAUUCGCAAAUGUCACAUCCAUUUUUGAAAAAGCCUCGAAAUCCUCCGUGGUCGAACGCAAGAUUCGUGUCAACUGGCUGCCAUCUGAUGCGUUCCUGGGCUCGGAACAGGCUAAGAUGAAUGACUCGGUGGUGGUGGAAGAUGAGCCUCCGGCAUACACCUCUCCUGGUGGAAACUUUGAAACCCCUGCUCCUGGUGUCGUGAAGAAGAGUGCCGACCAAACAUCCCCGAUUCCUGCUCCCGAUUUCGAGAAGCCUGUCAAGCCCGAGACUCCCCAGACCACCGAGGCUACCUCGUUCACGAAUACAAGGGCCACAGCGGCCAAUGCAAUUCCUUCUAGUGAUGAUGUCAAGGCUCAGCUUGCCGAGGCAAAUGCGCACAUUCAACGCCUGAAAGACAGACUCGCGGACCAGGGAUUGCGACAGCGCAAGACUGGUGGUGAUGCGAAGGCAGCUCCAGCAACCAUGCAGCAGACGCACACCCAGACCGAGUCCGGGGUAUCUGUUCAGGUCGUUGCUGGGCUAUGUUUGAUCAGCUUCCUGAUCGCCUACUUCUUCUUUUAG